Physcomitrium patens is the source of this 2388-nucleotide messenger RNA. RefSeq lists its product as uncharacterized. The record is from RefSeq and is a predicted model, not a curated record. NCBI's taxonomy places the organism in Eukaryota, Viridiplantae, Streptophyta, Bryopsida, Funariales, Funariaceae. Gene Ontology annotation, cellular component: Golgi apparatus; endoplasmic reticulum.
GGGCCUACAUCUUCAGCCUCUUGCUCUCCUUCGUCGUUCAGUAGCUGGGUUGCCCUGCUUCCUCACUCCCCUCCAGUAUUAUAUUGUUUUUUCCCACCCCCCUACCACUGGACUUGUUCGAAAGCGCGUGAGCAAUUUGCUAUCCGUCGUGCAUGCCCCCCGCAAGUGAAGCUGUGCUGCCUUGUCUUCACGACGUUGUCGUAGAUCGGAUUACCUGAGAUCAUCGACUGGUCUGGAGUGUUGUCAAUGGUAGAGGAAAGGCGUAGAAUCCUGAGGUGGCGUGGAACAUUUGAUCUUUGAGUGCGAGUUUGAGGGCGUUGUGCAGAGGAGAUGGCGAUCGAGGGGUCGGGCGUAGAAACCAGCAAUGGUGGCAGGAAUGCGAAUGCGACCAGCGGGGGUUACUUAGACCACGGGUGGCAGAUGGUGACGAAUCCUAAGAAGCAGAGACGCCUGGAGGUUGCAAAAGCCAAGGGUGGAAAAGAUGGUAAUAAUGGCUCCUCCAAGUCGACGUCAGAUUCGAAGAUUUUUCAAGCCCUAGAGAUCGAAGCGGAAGAGCGGCGGGCGAGACGCGAUGCCAGGAUCGCUGCGGCCUUAGCCGCGGGUGUUGAGGAUGAAGAGGAUAGCGACGAUGGGGAGGCUCCCAAGACGGAGGGAACAGUUGAGGAGACUGAGCUUAAGAAACCCAAAGCCAAGAAGCCGAAAAAGCCUAAAGUUUCCGUCGCCGAAGCCGCAGCUGCCAUAGAUUCUACCGAUCUGGCCACCUUUUUGUCUGACAUUUCGGAAUCAUUUGCGAGCCUCCCUGAUAUACAACUGCUGCGUUGCGCCGACUACUUUGGCCGUGCUUUUUCAUCUGUAACCACUGCUCAGUUUGGAUGGAAUAAAAUUCUUCGUGAAACCCCUAUCGUUAAGUCACUGGAGAUUCCCCUCUGCUACGUACCCGACACGUUGAACAAGAUGUUGGCAGAUUGGUUAUCUCAAAGGCCUGCAGAUGCUUUAUGUAAAUUUAUUGUGUGGAUCUUGAAAGAGAUUCUCGAUGAUGCACAUGCACACGCUGGUUCUCACAAGAGCUCUAAGCAUUCAGCACCUCCGUCACAGAAAACCAAGGUAGGCGUUCUAAUUUUACUGGCCAUAAUUUUGAGAAGGAGGCCUGACAUCCUACAACAACAAGCCCAAACAGUGCGCAACCAAUUUCAAGCUUUGGAUCAACUUCCCACAUUGGUUUGGGCUUACGGUCAGGCUGCUCAAGGAGACUUGGUGAUAGGGAUGUCUUUGUGGGUGCACAAUUUGUUGCCUCUCGCUGUGGGGAAGUCUAGUACGCCUGUCUUGCGAGACACUGCGCUGCAAUUUCUUGAGAGUGUGGUAUUGGUAGAUCCCAAGAAAGCUCGUUCUGUACUCCUUAAUGGGGUUUCGAGGAAAGGAGAACGACUAGUGCCAGCUGCAUCUCUUGAUUCUGUGAUGCGGGCUUCCUUUCCUACUGAGUCUGCUCGGACUAAGGCUGCAGAUAGGUUUCAGGCUGUGUACCCCAUAGUUAAGGAGCUUGCGUUAGCAGGGUUACAGAAUAGCAAAACUACUCGACCAGUGGCUCAGCAGCUUCUACCUCUUAGUGUCGCUGCCUUAUCACAAGAUGUGGAGGCACUUUCACAGGAGGCUUGCAGUAACUUCAUCUGGUGCUUGUCACAAAACAGUGACUGUUACCAACAAUGGGAAAAGUUGCAUCUUGAGAAUUUGAAAGCAAGUAAUCGCGUGCUGAGUUACAUCAGACAUGAGUGGAAAGAAGCUUCUCAACGCCUUGCACCAUUCAUGAACUUAAAGAAGACUGUUAAGGCUUUGAGAUUGAAGCACAAGCAUGUGUUGGAAGACACACAAAAGAACCACGAUUUGCUGGGUCAGGCAAAGGUUGCGGAUGGCCACUGCAAAGCUAUUUUGAACAGGCUAUCGACCUUCCCUUCUUGUGCAAGUGCUACAUUGACGUUGUCAGCUGGUGCCGCCAUAGCUUAUGCUUUCUAUAUGCUCAGCCCCGAUGCGAACCCCUUGAAGUGGGAUGGAUGGCUCCACCUUAGCAACAUUCGCUCUUUAUUUUGAGUCUUGAACUUGUGGAGCAUUAGCCCUGCGUGAUUUUGAGUUCCACUGACGAUUGAGGAUCUAGAAUUUGUAUGCGAAGGCUCUCUCAAUAGGAUUCAAAGAGCCCCAAAAAGCAGAUUAGACAAAACUGUGUUGAUUGAACAUUGAACACAUUAAUUUACAAAUUUCGACUUCAGUAUAGUGAGGGAACUAGCUUUGGUGUACUCUUGACUCAUGGACUGAUUAUGCCUUCUCAAGAGUUGCUUCACGUGCCCAAUUGCCGGUCAAAGCACACAACUUAUUAGAUUAUCCCUUUUCUUUCAUGCA